Messenger RNA from Olea europaea var. sylvestris, 988 nucleotides. RefSeq lists its product as uncharacterized. The transcript is spliced from 2 exons. Bases 305 to 739 code for a protein of 144 amino acids. The record is from RefSeq and is a predicted model, not a curated record. NCBI's taxonomy places the organism in Eukaryota, Viridiplantae, Streptophyta, Magnoliopsida, Lamiales, Oleaceae.
GAAUAAAUAAGUUGUAAAUCUGAUGUUAAAUUAAAAAUCAUGUAAUUUUCACUUAAACUAAUUACUUAUAAGGCCCAUCGGGGAAAAAACCUCGUAAGCCCAUGUAUAAGCAUGUGUAAUAUGCCUGCUUUAUUCUUAUCCAUAGAUCAAAGAUUUUCUUGGUAUUGCGCUAAAAAUUGGGGGAGAAGCAAAAAGGGUGACAUUCAUCACUUGGCGCCAAUUUAUCUUGUGUUGCAGUGAUUUCUAGCCAAGUUCUUCAUCGACAAAAUUCGAAGUAAAGUGCUAUCCACGAAUUGAUUGAGAAAUGGACGAUCAGAAAAUGCUGCCAACAAAUGAUACCUUGGUUAGUAAGCCAAGAAAAAAGAAACCUUCAACAAAAGUAAUGCUUAAUGCACCUGGGGAUAAUCGGAAAAGAUUUCAAGACGCACAACCCGGUUCUAGCCAGAAAGGGCAGAUGGCCUCCAGAAAAGUACAUAUUAAUAAUGUUUCCCCAUUGUUCCAACAACAAGAGCGUUCUGCCUCAGAUUCAUUGCCAGACUCUUCUACUUCUGGAAAUGAAUAUCGGGCAUUGAGGCGAAAAUAUUUGCUACUGGAAGAGGAAAGCUUUGGAUUGGGAUCAGAGUUGAAAGAGGUUGAAGACGAUAUUAUGGCCCUUGAAAAGGAGAAGCUAUCUUUGCUGGAUGAGCUUGUUGUCUUGGAAGGCCUAAUUGAUCCUUCGGAUAUUCAGCAUCAGGGCUAAAGAUUGCGAUGACUAAUCAUUAUAUGCUAUAUAAGGAUGUGUGCUAUGCGUUACUCGACCGGAUCGGAACUAUAAAGGACAAGUAUUUUAACUUUUUUUAUCUUUCUGUUUAGUACUGUGCAAUGUCUGAUCAAGCAAGCUACGAGUUGAAUAAUGUAAACCCUUGCUCCUGUAAGCAUGAAAAUAUGGGAAUUUUAUGUUGAUAAUCUAAGUUAUGCAGUGUGAUUCUUUGCUAUAGAUUUUGUCAAA